Messenger RNA from Eimeria maxima, 1275 nucleotides. RefSeq lists its product as hypothetical. The record is from RefSeq and is a predicted model, not a curated record. The transcript is spliced from 2 exons. Lineage: Eukaryota; Apicomplexa; Conoidasida; Eucoccidiorida; Eimeriidae. Bases 1 to 1275 code for a protein of 424 amino acids.
AUGCUGCGUAAUAUAGGCGCCUUAGGCCUAUGCAGCAUCGUUGCUGCUGCAACAGCAACAGGCCCCUUAUACGCAGCAGCGGCAUCAUCAGCACAAGCAGCAGCAGCAGCAGCAAACCUCCCAGCAGCAGCAGAUCUUCCAGCAGCAGCAGCAGCAGCAGCAAAUCAGGAAUAUUUUGCAGGUGGCAAAGGUGAUGGAGCUGUUGUAUUGCUAGAGAGGAGGAAGGAGCGGCAGCAGCAGCAAGAGGAGUCUGCUGCAGCAGCAGCUGCAGCAGGAGCACCAGCAGCAGAACCAUCAGCAUUAUCAUCAGCAGCAGCAACAGCAACAGCAGCAACAGCAGCAACAGCAGCAGCAGCAGCAGCAGCAGCAGCAGCAGGAGAAUUAAGAAAGCUAGAAGAAGGAGAUAUAAUAAAAUUAGAGGAUGCAUUAGCAGCAAUCUAUAUAUUCUCUCUUGCUGCUGCUUAUUCAUCAUUAUCUGCCCUUCUUGUUUCUAUCUAUCGUCUUAUUUCCUUAAGAAUUAAUCUUGCUGCUGCUGCUGCUGAUCAAAAGGAAGCAGCAGAAGCAGCAGCAGCAGCAGCAGCAGCAGAAGCAGCAGCAGAAGCAGCAGCAGCAGCAGCAGCAGAUGCAGUAGCAAAAGCAGCAACAAAAGGAGCAGCAAAAGCAGCAGCAGAAGCAGUAGCAACAACAGCAGCAGAAGCAGCAGCAAAAGCAGCAGCAGAAGCAGUAGCAGUAGCAGCAGCAAUAGCAGCAGCAGAGACACAAAUUAGGGCACCAGCAGUACUACUAGCAGCAGCAGAAGCAGCAGCAAAAGCAGCAGCAGAAACAGUAGCAAAAGCAGCAGCAGAAGCAGCAACAAAAGCAGCAGCAGAAGUAGCAGCACAAGUAGCAGCAGAAGAAGCAGCAGAAAAAGCAGCUGCACAAGCAGCAGCACAAGCAGCAGCAGAAGCUGCAGCGGAGGCUGCAGCAAGAGCAGCAGAAGCAGCAGCACCUUCUGUUGCAGCAGAAACUGCAGCAGAAGCAGCAGAAGCAGCAGCAGAAGCAGCACCUUCUGUUGCAGCAGAAACUGCAGCAGAAGCAGCUGAAGCAGCAGCAGAAGCAGCAGCAGAAGCAGCAGCAGAAGUAGCAGCAGAAGCAGCAGCAGAAGCAGCAGCAGAAGCAGCAGCAGAAGCAGCAGGAGUAGUAGCAAAUGCUGCAGCAAAAGCAGUAGCAAGAGCAGCAGCAGAAGCAACAGCAGCAGCAGCAGCAGAAGCAGCAGCAAGACUAGGGUAUGACUAA